CAAGUCUCUUCACUAUCAUAUAUUUAUUUCAAAAAUGACAAAAAUGCUGACAUCGCCGCUCUGGUCACUACUCGCCGUGACUUUCAUCUCAGUCAUCUCCAUCGUCCGAUCAUGCUCCCCUUCCGAUCAGACGGCUCUCAAUGCGUUCAAGUCGUCACUGAGCGAACCAAACCUCGGCAUCUUCAACACUUGGUCCGAAAACACAGACUGUUGCAAAGGAUGGUACGGCAUUAGCUGCGAUCCGGACUCGGGUCGGGUCACUGAUAUUUCUCUCCGUGGCGAAUCCGAAGACGCCAUUUUUCAAAAAGCAGGCCGGUCCGGUUAUAUGACCGGUUCGAUUGACCCGGCGGUUUGCGGCUUAACCUCGCUCAAUUCCUUCGUCCUCGCCGACUGGAAAGGAAUCUCCGGCGAGAUUCCUCCUUGCAUAACCUCCUUAGCCUCUCUCCGCAUCCUCGACCUCGCCGGAAACAGGAUCACCGGAGAGAUUCCAGCCGAUAUCGGCAAACUCACCAAGCUCGGCGUUCUGAACCUCGCCGAGAAUCGGAUGUCCGGCGAGAUUCCGGCGUCGCUGACGUCGCUCGCGGAGCUGAAGCAUCUCGAGCUGACGGAAAACGGAAUCUCCGGCGAGAUCCCGGCGGAUUUCGGAUCGUUGAAGAUGCUGAGCAGGGCGUUACUGGGCCGUAACGAACUAACCGGUCCGCUUCCGGAGUCGAUCUCCGGUAUGGACCGGUUAGCGGAUCUGGAUCUAUCGAGGAACCAUAUCGAGGGUCCGAUACCGGAAUGGGUGGGUAACAUGAAGGUGCUCUCUCUUUUGAAUCUCGAUUGCAACUCGUUAACCGGUCCUAUCCCCGGUUCGAUUCUCAGCAAUUCCGGUUUUGGUGUUUUGAAUUUGAGCCGAAACGCGCUGGAAGGAACAAUACCCGACGUUUUCGGAUCCACGACCUAUUUCGUGGCGCUUGAUUUGUCUUACAAUAAUCUAGCGGGUCGGAUCCCUGACUCGCUAUCUUCAGCUAAGUUCGUGGGCCAUCUCGAUAUCAGCAACAACAAGCUUUGUGGGCCUAUUCCAACCGGUUCUCCUUUUGAUCACCUUGAAGCGUCGUCGUUUAGUGACAACCAGUGUUUGUGCGGUGGCCCUCUGAUGAAGACAUGUUAAUAAAACAAUCGAUUAUGGUUCCGGUUCUGCUGAACCGGGUGUUUUAUCAAGUUCCUUGUUGCUCUUGUUCCAUAUUGGUUUAACUGUUUAUUUAUUACCUUUUCAAAUUAUAAGUGCCACAGCUAAUGUGUUUCUGUUGGCUACGAUUUGCUACAAUGGUCCAAUAUGUUUCCUGGUAUAUGGAAUAUGGUAGCACAUGUUAUAUGGAAGCACAUGUUAUUAUCA
Raphanus sativus (radish) is the source of this 1378-nucleotide messenger RNA. Its product is annotated as DNA damage-repair/toleration protein DRT100-like. The transcript has a single exon. The coding region runs from base 35 to 1153 and encodes 372 amino acids. Lineage: Eukaryota; Viridiplantae; Streptophyta; Magnoliopsida; Brassicales; Brassicaceae. Gene Ontology annotation, molecular function: protein binding. The record is from RefSeq and is a predicted model, not a curated record.